ACAACACGGCGCCCCCUCCAGCCACCUCUAACGGCUCCAUGUUACAGUGAGGAGGGCGCUGCUGGGGGGAAAGUAUGAAGUCUCGCGAGAGCCGCCCAGCUCCCGCGCUCCUCCCACCGGCCGAGCUCGCUGAGUGAGGGAUGCAGCCUGGCCGCCAUCGCGGAGGGGUCUAGUCAGCCCGAGCAGACGAGCGCCAGCACAGAGCGCAGCACACACCCAGCCCAGCAGCGAGGGGGGGCAGGCUGGAGAGAGGACGCCGGAGGAGCAUCUAGGUCGCUAAUAGGCCGGGCCCGGGGCCUCCUCAUACCGACACACGCCGGGGGGAGACAAGGAGGGGCCCCGGGGCCGAGGCAGGACGACUGGCCGCCGACAUGUCGAAUCUCAGCAAAGGCACCGGCAGCCGGAAGGACACCAAGAUGCGGAUCCGGGCCUUCCCGAUGACUAUGGAUGAAAAAUAUGUUAACAGCAUUUGGGAUCUCCUAAAAAACGCAAUACAAGAAAUUCAGCGCAAGAAUAACAGUGGACUGAGCUUUGAAGAACUGUAUAGAAAUGCAUAUACCAUGGUGCUUCAUAAACACGGAGAAAAACUGUACACAGGACUGAGGGAAGUGGUGACAGAGCAUCUCAUAAAUAAGGUUCGAGAAGAUGUAUUAAAUUCUUUAAAUAACAACUUCCUUCAAACACUUAAUCAAGCCUGGAAUGACCACCAGACUGCGAUGGUAAUGAUUAGAGACAUACUCAUGUACAUGGAUAGAGUCUAUGUACAACAAAACAAUGUUGAAAAUGUUUAUAAUCUGGGCUUGAUAAUAUUCCGUGAUCAAGUUGUUCGCUAUGGUUGCAUAAGAGACCACCUGCGGCAGACCUUGCUCGACAUGAUUGCAAGAGAGCGAAAAGGAGAGGUUGUGGACAGAGGUGCAAUAAGAAAUGCCUGUCAGAUGCUUAUGAUCCUUGGUCUGGAAGGAAGAUCAGUGUAUGAAGAAGACUUUGAGGCACCAUUUUUGGAAAUGUCUGCAGAGUUCUUCCAGAUGGAAAGCCAGAAGUUUUUAGCUGAAAACAGUGCCUCCGUGUAUAUAAAGAAAGUAGAGGCUAGAAUAAAUGAAGAAAUAGAGCGAGUCAUACACUGUCUAGACAAAUCCACAGAGGAGCCCAUUGUGAAGGUUGUGGAGAGGGAGCUAAUCUCUAAGCACAUGAAAACUAUCGUAGAGAUGGAGAAUUCUGGCCUAGUCCAUAUGUUAAAAAAUGGAAAGACAGAAGAUCUUGCCUGUAUGUACAAGUUGUUCAGUAGAGUCCCGAAUGGUCUGAAGACGAUGUGUGAGUGCAUGAGUUUAUAUCUUAGAGAACAGGGCAAAGCUCUGGUUUCUGAAGAAGGGGAAGGAAAAAAUCCAGUUGACUAUAUACAGGGUCUUCUAGAUCUGAAGAGCAGGUUUGACCGAUUCCUUCAGGAGUCUUUUAGUAAUGAUCGUCUUUUCAAGCAAACCAUUGCUGGGGACUUUGAGUAUUUCCUUAAUCUGAACUCCAGGUCUCCGGAGUACCUAUCCUUAUUUAUCGACGACAAACUGAAGAAAGGGGUUAAAGGACUGACUGAACAAGAAGUAGAGUCCAUACUGGACAAAGCAAUGGUCCUCUUUAGAUUCAUGCAAGAAAAAGAUGUGUUUGAACGUUAUUACAAGCAGCAUUUGGCUAGAAGACUACUCACCAACAAGAGCGUCUCUGAUGACUCGGAAAAAAAUAUGAUAUCAAAGUUGAAGACCGAGUGCGGGUGCCAAUUUACUUCAAAGUUGGAGGGUAUGUUCAGGGACAUGAGCAUCUCAAACACAACUAUGGAUGAAUUCAGGCAACAUUUGCAGACCACGGGGGUCUCAUUAGGAGGUGUAGAUCUCACGGUCAGAGUGCUUACCACUGGCUACUGGCCCACACAAUCUGCUACACCCAAAUGCAACAUCCCGCCAGCUCCCAGGCAUGCUUUUGAAAUAUUUAGAAGGUUUUACCUUGCCAAGCACAGUGGACGGCAGCUCACGUUACAGCACCACAUGGGCUCAGCAGAUCUGAACGCUACAUUUUAUGGACCUGUCAAAAAGGAGGAUGGCUCAGAAGUUGGUGUAGGAGGAGCCCAGGUUACCGGUUCUAACACCCGAAAACACAUUCUGCAAGUCUCAACCUUCCAAAUGACUAUACUAAUGUUGUUCAACAACAGAGAAAAGUAUACAUUUGAGGAAAUACAGCAAGAGACGGACAUCCCAGAACGAGAGCUUGUGAGGGCCCUGCAGUCUCUGGCCUGUGGAAAGCCCACUCAGCGUGUCCUCACAAAGGAGCCCAAAUCUAAAGAAAUAGAGAGUGGGCAUAUGUUCACUGUUAAUGAUCAGUUCACUUCCAAACUGCACAGAGUUAAGAUCCAAACAGUGGCUGCCAAACAAGGUGAAUCUGACCCUGAAAGAAAAGAGACUCGACAGAAAGUGGAUGACGACAGAAAGCACGAGAUAGAAGCUGCUAUAGUUCGGAUUAUGAAAUCUAGAAAGAAAAUGCAGCACAACGUAUUAGUAGCAGAGGUAACACAGCAACUGAAGGCUCGAUUCCUUCCAAGUCCUGUUGUUAUUAAAAAGCGUAUUGAAGGACUUAUUGAACGUGAAUAUUUAGCACGAACACCUGAGGAUCGCAAAGUAUACACCUAUGUAGCAUAGAAAAUGCGUCCUGCAAAUUGAAUUACUCUUGGACUUCAUACCCCUUCGCAUGGACUGGGAAGUUCUUUCAAAUCAUCACACGGUUACGAGCGCCAUCUAUUAAAUUACAGUACGUGUUCUAGAACAUGCACAACGAGCCUACGAGAAUUUUCGGCAUCAGAUUCCCUUGGGGGGCCUUUGUAGAUAUCAUUUUAUACAAUUCCUUUGCGGAAUUGUUAACACAGAUUUUUCUUUCUCUCGAUAUUGUAUUGAAAGAGCAGGAAACACCAAAAUAAAAUAAAAUGAAUAAAAACUAAUUUAGAAAAUACAAGUCAACUUAAUAAAGUUUUGGGGAAUUUACUCCCUCCCCCCAAAUGUUAGUGGUGGUGUAAUCUGUUUAUGUACAUCUACUAAGCUUAACCUUUUUUUAUUGUUUUUCUUUUGAGGGUGUAUAAAUGCAUAUUUAAAUGGAAAUGUUAACUUCUGGAUUGCAGUUCAUAUGGGAAUAAAAUACAUUUUUGUAAUUAUUUAAAACACAAAA
This is a messenger RNA of Pseudophryne corroboree (corroboree frog), 3198 nucleotides long. It is a transcript of the gene CUL3, whose product is annotated as cullin 3. NCBI's taxonomy places the organism in Eukaryota, Metazoa, Chordata, Amphibia, Anura, Myobatrachidae. Gene Ontology annotation, biological process: protein ubiquitination; ubiquitin-dependent protein catabolic process. Gene Ontology annotation, molecular function: ubiquitin protein ligase binding. The transcript is spliced from 16 exons. Bases 372 to 2678 code for a protein of 768 amino acids. The record is from RefSeq and is a predicted model, not a curated record. Gene Ontology annotation, cellular component: Cul3-RING ubiquitin ligase complex.